Messenger RNA from Heterobasidion irregulare TC 32-1, 2913 nucleotides. RefSeq lists its product as uncharacterized. The transcript is spliced from 4 exons. The record is from RefSeq and is a predicted model, not a curated record. Lineage: Eukaryota; Fungi; Basidiomycota; Agaricomycetes; Russulales; Bondarzewiaceae. The coding region runs from base 1 to 2913 and encodes 970 amino acids.
AUGUCGUUCUUCCGCCGCCGCCACCACUCGCAGCACCUCGUCCCAAACCCGCUCUCGACGCCCCAAAAACCGUCCUCCAGCGACAACGUCUCGAACACCACCCCCAACAAGCACGCGAACGCCAACUCCAUCCGCAAACGCGUCUCCACCAUCGCCUCCCUCUUCUCCGGACGGACCCCCAGCAAGGGCGUCGGGCACAUCGCCGAGUCGGGCUACCAAUGGGCCUACCCCAGCAGCCCCGAGCCCUCCCCCACCUCCCCCGACAUACGCCGCCCGAGCGGACUGGGUCGCCGCGCAUCGUCCCUCGAGAGCAGCCAGUCCUCCCCGGCCUCCUCGUCCACCCCGCCUCCCGCGAUCAUCACCACCGACGCGAGCGCGCCCGCCGACGACCGCAGACGCUCGCGCACGCUCAGCUCGCCGAACGCGCUGCCCUCGGCGCCCUACGAAUCCGAAAAGGCGCUGUCGCCGCGCCCGCGCGUGCCGACGCCGACGGCGCCCCCAGGGACAGACCGCGGUAAUCGUCUCUCGCGCAUGGAGCCCGGCCCGGGCCUUGGUCUCGGCCUCGUGCUGCUCCCCGUCGAAGAGGCAUCGCCCCCGCCGUCCCUGCGCUCGCGCCCCGCCGCCCCGCCGCCGACGCAUGCCCUCCCCGCGACGCCCGCACACACACCCGCACGCACGCGACCCGCAUCGCUCCUCCGCAUCCCUGUGCCCCCUGUUGCUCCUGCUUCUGCUCUUGCUCCUGCUGCUCUUGCUCAUUCUCCUGCGCCUGCUCUUGCACCUGCACCUGCACCUGCGCCUGCACCUGCACCUGCGCCUGCGCCUGCACCUGCACCUGCGCCUGCGCCUGCGCCUGCACCUGCUACCCCUCCCACCUCACCCCAGCCCCAACACCAUGAUAAUCACGACCACGACCAGCCAGACCCGCCCCUGCACGCGCUCUCCCCUCCGCCGCUCCGCCGCAUACGCAGGACGCCCCUCAUCCCGCUCAGCCUUGUCUGCGCACACAUCGCCCCGCGCGACCUCCCCGCCCUCGCCCGCGUUUCCCGCCGCUUCCGCACAGCCGCCCGCGGCGCGCUCUACCGCGCCGUUGACCUCUCCGCACGCUCGCACCGUGCCAUCGACCAGUGCGUCACUUUGCUCGCAUCCGCGCGCGACAUCGCAGAGCUCGUGCACGAGUUCACGUGCCCCGCGUACUCCGGCGACACUGCCAACAACGGCGACAACGGCGACGAGGACGGAGACAGCGACGGCGCCCCGCCCUCCUUCCUCCUCGCGCUCACCUUCGCCCUGCGCAACAUGCGCCACCUCACGACGCUCACCCUCCCACGCUUCGCCCCCGCCGUCCUGCGCGACGCACCCUUCCGGCUGCAGCGCCUCACGCUCCUCCAGCGCGCCAUGGGCGCCGCCGACGCGCGCGCCCUCUUCAACGCGUGGCUCCCGCGCCAGCAGCGCGCCAUCACGCACUUCGCGGCCCCGCACCUCGCCGCGCUCGCCGACGCUGACGCCUCCGACGCGCGCGACGAGGCGGCGGCGGCGGCGGGGUGCCUCGCGCGCCUGACGCAUCUGGAGGGCACGCCGCAGGUCGUUGCGCGCUUGCUCGCGUGCGGUAAGGCCCUGGGGGAGCGGCGGCGCGUGGUGGCCGUCACGCUGCAUAUCAGCUCGACGCUGUACGAUGGCCUGCGCCCCGCCGCGCUCAUGUCCGCGAUCGCGCGCGGCACCGCUUGCGUGGCGAGCGGUAGCGGUGACGGUGACGGCGACGGUGAGGAUGUUGGUGCUGGUGUUGAUGCUCGUGCAGUUGUGACGAGCAGCGUGACGUGCUUGGCGAUCGUGUCCGCGGCGGGCGCGCACGCUGUCGACGCGCGCACGCUCGCGAAGCUGCUCCUCGCGGCGGGCGCGGAGCUGCCUGCGCUCAGGGAGGUGCGCAUCGGCUGGGCGCUCGAAGACGAGGAUCUGUACCGGCAUCUCCCAGCUGUGCUACCGCGCAUGCAGAACCUCGAGACGCUCCGCCUCUCGCGCGUCCCGCCCACCUGCCCGCUCCCCGUGUCCUCUACCUCCCCAUCUUCCACCACCACCACUUCAUCCCCGUCCCACCCACACUCGCCCCUCCCCGCCUCGUCCCCCCCGUCCUCCCCUCCCCCCACACUCUCCCUCCUCCCGCCCCCGGCUUCUUCCCCUCCCCAAUCCGCAUCGCCCUCAGCCCCAGCCGACCCCGCGUCCCCCCCGCGCUCGCAAACCUUCCUCUUCCCCACCUCCUCCCCCACCUCUUCCCCCACCUCCCCCACCUUUCCCACUUCCACCGCUUCCACCACUUCCGUCACUUCCGCCGCCACGUCCACCGCCAUCGCCACCACGGCGGCAGCCCCAGCGGACGAUCCCGACGCCCAAACCCGCGCGCACCUCGCCCACUGGGCAAAGCUGCGCCCCACCCUCCGCCGCGCGACGCUCCUCUCGGGCGCGCGGUGGUGCGCGCGGCUUGUCGAAGCUGGCGAGGGUGGCGAGGGUGUGCCGGGCGCGGAGGCUGCAGCGGGUGCGGGGAUGGGGGCUGCCUGUGCGUCGGUUGUGUGGGAGCGCGUUGGGGCGCGGCCGACCGCGGAGCGCGCGGCUGCCAUCCUAUCCUCCUCUUUCCUCUUUCCUCCUCCUUACCCCUCCUCCUUACCCCUCCUCCUUCCCCGUCCCCACCCGCGCCCACCCGCACCUCCUGUUAUAUCGCGGCCCACACCGCCUCUCCAGCCACGGCCACGGCCACGGCACCCGGCCCUCUUCGUGCUCUAUACGAUAUAUACGCGCUCGCCGAUACCAUACAGAUACACCAUACGACUACCGUACAACCGCACGUACAACCACACAUACAUUACAUACGGCUACGCAUACGCUUACGCUUACAGACGCGCGCGCGCGCGCGCGACGCGCUAG